Messenger RNA from Cornus florida, 1761 nucleotides. Its product is annotated as probable galacturonosyltransferase-like 1. Gene Ontology annotation, cellular component: Golgi apparatus. The record is from RefSeq and is a predicted model, not a curated record. NCBI's taxonomy places the organism in Eukaryota, Viridiplantae, Streptophyta, Magnoliopsida, Cornales, Cornaceae. The transcript has a single exon. Gene Ontology annotation, molecular function: glycosyltransferase activity. The coding region runs from base 108 to 1202 and encodes 364 amino acids.
UCCCCCUCCUUUUUUUCUAUAACAAAGAGUUUCAGUACUUCAAAACCAAUCUCUCUCUCUCUCUCUCUCUCACACACACACACACACACACAAACACACAGUCUCACAUGAUGCCUAAACCAACAUUCCAACCCAAUCAGGUCAUCUCUCUUUACAUUGCCUUCUUAGCCUCCUUUGCUUCCUUAGCAACCAUCACUGCAACAGCCAGUCCUAUGAAUGUCACUAUAACUCUUUCUCAACAAUUCAAAGAAGCCCCAGAAUUCUUGAAUUCCCCAAACUGCCCCUCCGUCCCGGACAAAGACACCGGUGAAGACAGCUACGUGUGCUCCGACAAUGCCGUCCACGUAGCAAUGACCCUUGACGCCGCCUACCUCCGCGGCUCCAUGGCCGCCAUCCUCUCCGUCCUCCAACACUCCUCCUGUCCACAGAACAUAGUCUUCCACUUCGUUGCCUCGGCUUCCGGAGGCCCGUCCCUCCCACGCGCCGCCAUCUCCUCUUCCUUUCCUUACCUGAAAUCCCAAUUCUACCCGUUCGACGACUCUGCCGUGGCCCGCCUCAUCUCCACCUCCAUACGCUCCGCCCUCGACACCCCACUCAACUACGCUCGCACCUACUUGCCCAACCUCCUCCCCCUGUGCGUCACCAAAGUGGUGUACCUCGACUCAGACCUCGUCCUCGUCGACGACAUCGCCAAACUGGCCGCCACCCAACUCGUCGGGGACUCAGUCCUCGCCGCCCCAGAGUACUGCAACGCCAAUUUCUCCUUUUACUUCACACCCACCUUCUGGUCCAACCCUUCUCUGUCCUUGACGUUCGCCAACCGGAAGGCGUGUUACUUCAACACCGGCGUGAUGGUGAUCGAUCUCGACCGGUGGCGGGCCCGGGAUUACACGACGAGGAUCGAGGAAUGGAUGGAGCUUCAGAAAAGAAUGAGGAUUUACGAGCUCGGGUCUUUGCCGCCUUUCUUGUUGGUGUUCGCCGGAAAUAUAGCUCCCGUGGAUCACCGGUGGAACCAGCACGGUCUAGGUGGCGAUAAUUUCCAGGGACUUUGCCGGGAUUUGCACCUGGGUCCGGUGAGUCUUUUGCAUUGGAGUGGGAAAGGGAAGCCUUGGGCUCGAAUUGACGCCAAACGGCCAUGCCCGUUGGAUGCUCUUUGGGCUCCUUAUGAUCUCCUAAAGACUCCAUUUUCUUUUGAUUCUUGAACUACAAAGGUAUAUCUAGAUAUAUAUAUAUAUAUAUAUAUAUAUAUAUAUAGGUAUAUGUAGACAGUAGAUUUAUGAACUGCGCGCAUGAAUGAUGAAAAUAAAUAUUAGGCUGUAUAUAUGAGUGAUAUAGCAAUCCAUAAUAUAUAUAUAUAUGUAUGUAUAUAUAUAUAUACACACACACUGCCUAGUGAAUUAUACACACUUUGUAUAUUCUUUAUCUACCUCUCUACGACUCUACUUAGUACAUGCAUGGAGGAUUUACUGCAGUUUUUGGUUGUAAUAAGAAUAGAUUCCGGCCAAAGCAAUGGAUUGUAAUUAUUAUAAUUAUUAUUAUGUUUUUUUUUUUUUUCCGGUUUAAUUUGAAUUUUUUUUUUUUUUUUUUUAAUGAUCAUAUCAAUCUAUCAUUUCUAAAUAAAAAUAAUUUUUUUUAAUAAAAAAAACACCUUGUUAUAUCUUCACUGAAUUAUUAAUUAGCAUGAUUUCUAGGUUACAAUAAAACACCAUUUUUACUGAAUUACCUCCAGAUCCAUUCUCAUUUUAAGAAAUUCUUUAGGAA